GUGGCUCACUCAAACAAACAACUGAAAGAGUUUUGCAACUGCAAGUCCAUGGAUCAGGAUGUACCGGUACAUGUACACUAACAGUGGUAGUUGUUGUGACAUUUUGACUUUGAAAGUUUGAAGAAGGUGCACAGUGUUCUAAGCCACACGCCAUUUACAGUAGAAGCCGUGCUGUUGUUGCAUACGUCAAGAACCUUCAAGAAGAGUGGAUGAGAAGAGAAUUUGAUUUUUUGCAUUGGAACCUUGGAAUUUGGAUAUAGAUAGAUAAAGUGCACUCAUCACAUUCAUUCAGCAUUUUCAUGACAUCAAGGGGAUUUUCUUGUCCUCAGAUUCAAAGUGUGAAGCUGCCCCUGUCCAGUUUUACUGUGUUUUCGAGAAUUUGGAUUUGAACAGCUCUAAUGGACGUAACUCGUGCGAACUUCCGUGAUCUCUUACCUGUUAUUCAUCAGAAGAUCGACGAGUGCAGCUUUGUAGCUGUAGACACGGAAUUCACUGGACUCUGUGGUGGUCCGGAUCAGGAGUAUAGCUUGUUUGACACACCAGCAAAACGCUAUGUUAAACUACGGAAGUCAGUACAACAGUUCAUCGUCUGUCAGUUAGGUAUCACAACGUUUACGAAUGAUCAUUGGAAGAAUCAGUACACGGCCACUUCGUUCAACUUCUAUUUAUUCCCUCGGUCGUUUGACAACAUCGAUGAGCGGUUCUCCGUUCAGACCUCAAGUUUUGAAUUCCUUUGUGAUCAUCACUUUGACUUCAAUAAGUUUGCAUACGAUGGAAUCCCCUACCUGAGCUGUGAGCAAGAGGCUAGCAUACGUCAGAAGCGACAGACUUCAUUCAAAGAUGCCCAGGCGCAACAAGCAUGUGAAGAGCAACUUACAGAGGCAUGUGGAUUCUUACUUGUGUUCAAGCACCUCAUGCAGGCUAAGAAGCCCUUACUUGGUCAUAAUAUGUUCAUGGAUCUUCUCUUUCUCCAUGACAAGUUCUACAAACCAUUGCCAGUUAGCUACGACACGUUCAAGGAGGAUAUUCACGACUUGUUUCCAGUCCUUAUUGAUACCAAGCACAUUGCAAAUCAAGUGAAAAGGGAGCUGUCACACCCUGGCGGUGAUCUUGUCCGAAACACCGGAUUGGACGCAUUACAUACUAAUCUGACAAGUAAGGCCUGUGACAAUACUGCGGCGAUGUUUCCGUCAAUACACCUGGACACAGAGUCCAGUAGAUACGAGGAGGCUCAGUUUCAUGAAGCCGGCUAUGACUCGUUCGUGGCGGGUGUAGUCUUGAUUCGCAUGUGUCAUCUACUGGCACGGCAAAGCAUGGCUACCGAGGAUAGAGCAACAACAAGCUGGGCGAAGAUUUGUAAGCUGAUUGAAGGUCAUAUUAACUUGAUCAAUGUCAUACGUGGAUCAGUUCAGUAUCUGAGCAUCACCGGUCCUGACCCAAGUAGCUGCAGACCGACAUGGCUUGAACUUACGAGUCGCAGUUUUCUAGGAAAACUCACGAGAGAUGAGGUGGUGGAGUGUCUGGAGCAGUAUGACAAGCUAGAUUACGAGCUGCAGGGAUCCAACAGGUGCAUUAUUGCUGCCGAGCAUGCUGAAAGUGCACGCCGCCUUCACAACGACUUUGCAGACCAUCCGCUGUUCCAGCUAUCAGAAUAUCAACCCUCAACGUCGCCGCUUGUCUAUGUUGGAUUUGGUGGAGCUGCGCUUUUAGCAGGUGCAGCAGCUGUGUACUAUCUCAAGCCUGAUUAUCUUGCCCGGCUACAGUCGUUGAUGUAGCAUAAAAAGGGUCGCUGCUAUCAUUGAUGAAACACCUAACUACAACAUUGGUUUUACCAAACAGUACGAGGUACACUAUACUGGCGAUUUUCUGUUCAGCAGUUCUACCUUUCGCUGUUGGUGGUGAUGGUGGUGGUGGUGUUUUCUUUUGGUUGUUUUUGGUCGUAAUUGUAAGAUGUGUCACUUCUGGCUGGGUCAUAUUUUCAAAAUUUCUAUUUCGCAUCAAAAAUUCUCUCUUUUUGAUGUUAUUUAUCACAAUACAUCCUUUAUAGUGGUAAUUUCUAUUUCGCAUCAAAAAUUCUCUCUUGAUAUUAUCACAAGAUACAUCCUUUGUAAUGUGUUGAAAUUUGUUAAUCAGUGCAAUGCUGCGCGUACUGAUGAGCGUUGUGCGAAAGCUAGUUAGAUGCAUUUAUAUUUGUCAUCGUUCGGAACUGCUGCUGCAUAGCCCCAAUGAAGACUUGGCAACUUCACGCCUUGCGCUGUGAUACCCCUUAGAAUUUCCCACCUUGCUCCCCCUUAUGUUCAGGCUGCCUGUUUUGGAGCCAUCAGUUGCCUGAUGAUCGUAGUAAUACGUGAAACUCAGAGUUGUGACAAAACUUCCAAUCUCUCUGGUGUAUUUUUCAUCGAUCCUAUUACUGCUUUAGUAGCGCAGCUGAAUACUUUAUUCAUGCAGGGUAAAACGGUGGAGACAAUGUGCAAAUUGUUCUUCACAUCACAUUUCGACGACGUAGAGACAAUCAUUUCAAAA
Sycon ciliatum is the source of this 2523-nucleotide messenger RNA. Its product is annotated as poly(A)-specific ribonuclease PNLDC1-like. Gene Ontology annotation, molecular function: poly(A)-specific ribonuclease activity; RNA binding. Gene Ontology annotation, biological process: nuclear-transcribed mRNA poly(A) tail shortening. NCBI's taxonomy places the organism in Eukaryota, Metazoa, Porifera, Calcarea, Leucosolenida, Sycettidae. Gene Ontology annotation, cellular component: endoplasmic reticulum; cytoplasm. The record is from RefSeq and is a predicted model, not a curated record.